GGCCACGCCCCCACGUCGGCGCGUCUAGGGUCUUUCCGUGCGCGUUGAUAUGAUUGGCCGGCGGAAAAGUGGUCCUCUUCCUCCCUGGCUGCCCGACGAUCGCCCGCCAUCAUGAACGACACAGUAACUAUCCGGACCAGAAAGUUCAUGACUAACCGGCUACUUCAGAGGAAACAAAUGGUCAUUGAUGUCCUUCACCCUGGGAAGGCAACAGUACCAAAGACAGAAAUUAGAGAAAAACUAGCCAAAAUGUACAAGACCACACCUGAUGUCAUCUUUGUAUUUGGAUUCAGAACUCACUUUGGUGGUGGGAAGACAACGGGCUUUGGCAUGAUUUACGAUUCCUUGGAUUAUGCAAAGAAAAAUGAACCCAAACAUAGACUUGCAAGGCAUGGCCUGUAUGAGAAGAAAAAGACAUCAAGAAAGCAGCGAAAGGAACGCAAGAACAGAAUGAAGAAAGUCAGGGGCACCGCAAAGGCUAAUGUUGGUGCUGGCAAAAAGUGAGCUGGAGAUUGGAUAACAGGCGAAGGAGUAAAGAUUCUCCAGUGAUGUUAUCUGCAGCCAUUGUAUAGAUUUUUCACAAGAGGAUUAAUAAAGACUUUUCAUGUGUCUGGUUGUUUGAAA
Molecule: messenger RNA, 624 nt
Organism: Otolemur garnettii (small-eared galago)
Lineage: Eukaryota; Metazoa; Chordata; Mammalia; Primates; Galagidae
Gene: RPS24
Product: ribosomal protein S24
Exons: 6
Coding region: 112-504 (130 amino acids)
Biological process (GO): translation
Cellular component (GO): ribosome
Molecular function (GO): structural constituent of ribosome
Source: RefSeq, a predicted model, not a curated record